UUGGAGAUGUCUACUGAACCCGGUCCAGGCGUCCAAAAUUCAGGCAAAUCGAGCCCUUCCGAAAUGGGCCCCCAAACCGGGCCCAAUUAGCUUCUCUGACCCGGCCCAAUAUCUUCCCUUCAAAAAUCAUUCCCUCGCCCCCAUCUUCCUCGUACGCUCUUUUCCUCUUCUUUUCCCUCUCUUCAAUGGAGUCCUCUCACGACGAUAUCGCCGACGACCUACAGAGCUUGAGCUUCAACUCCACCAACACUAAUCGCAGCACUAGCUCCGGCUCCGAGACUACUCUCACCGCCUCCUCCUCCUCCUUCGUUCAUAUCCCUUCCACUUUCAACAAGCCUCACGCGCCUUCCUCCGACCCUUGCUGGUCAGCUGUUAGCCGGAUCCGAUCCGAAUCGUCUACUCGCCAACUCGCCUUCUCCGACCUUAAGUUCUCGCACCGUCUUGGCUCUGGCGACAUUGGCUCCGUCUACCUCGCUGGACUUAAGUCCGCUGGAGAUGACGGAUGUCUCUUCGCGGCGAAGGUGAUGGAUAAGAAGGAAUUGGCGAGUCGAAGUAAAGAAGGCAGAGCGAGGACUGAGAGGGAGAUUUUGGAGUGUUUGGACCAUCCGUUUCUUCCAAAGCUCUAUGCUAGUAUCGACUCGCCGAAAUGGCUCUGUCUCUUGACUGAGUUCUGCCACGGCGGCGACCUCCAUGUUCUCCGGCAACGGCAGCCAAACAAACGCUUCGGUGAACUCGCCGUGAGAUUCUAUGCAUCAGAGAUAGUAGUUGCUAUUGAGUACCUUCACAUGAUGGGGAUUGUUUACCGUGAUUUGAAGCCGGAAAAUGUGCUGGUACGAUCGGACGGCCAUAUCAUGCUCACUGAUUUUGAUCUCUCCUUGAAGUGUGAGGAUUCAACAGCGACCCCACAGGUUAUCACUGCCAAAAAUGCAACAAAUGGCACUGCCCGGCCAAAGAACUGCCAAAUUGAGGCCCCUCCUUUCACAUCCUCCUCCUGCAUACUUCCAAACUGCAUAGUCCCGGCAAUGUCGUGUUUCAACCCGAAACGCAAGCGCAAGAAGAAGUCUAGCCACAGCAAUGGACCUGAGUUUGUUGCUGAGCCGGUCGACGUCCGGUCCAUGUCGUUUGUUGGCACCCACGAGUAUUUGGCGCCAGAGAUUGUCUCUGGUGAGGGCCAUGGAAGUGCAGUGGAUUGGUGGACUUUAGGGGUGUUUGUGUUUGAGUUGUUUUAUGGAGUGACACCCUUUAGAGGCAUGGACAAUGAGCUCACCUUGGCCAACAUAGUGGCCAGAGCCCUUGAGUUUCCUAAAGAACCAGUGGUGCCGACGGCGGCGAAGGACCUCAUAUCGCAAUUACUGGUCAAAGAUCCGGCAAGGCGGCUGGGGUCAACAACAGGGUCGUCGGCGAUCAAGCACCACUCAUUUUUCCAAGGGGUAAAUUGGGCAUUACUGAGAUGUACGUCGCCACCAUUCAUUCCUCCACCAUUUAGUAGAGAAACUGCAACGGAUGAAAGCUGCCCAGAGGCCCCAGUGGACUAUUAUUAGUGGCUAAAUUGAGCAAGAUUGGUAUUAUUUUUGGACUGGUUAUUAUCAGCCAGCGACAGUCGCCCAACCUUCCACGGCUUGAGCACAUGGGGCCUUUGUAAAUCUUACAAUGUGCAUAUAUUAAUAAAGCAUCCUUAAUUGAAAUAUAGUUCUAAGCCAUGACUCAGAGAGAGAACCUCAGCCACAUAGCUAGCUGGUUGAGAUUUUAGCUGUUAUUAUAGUUGUACUAGAUCUUGCAAUGUCUUCUUUAGUUUCACCUACAAAAGUUAUAGCUCAACUGAGCAAAAUAAUAGCAUUUAUCAUGCAAUUAUGAGAAACGUGAUAUAGCUUUGAUCUUGAUGCAUCUACUCCGACAAAGUGUGUUUGAUAGUUGGUGCUGAGACACUUAAAAUCUUUAUCUUUGUUAUACUAUUUCGUAAUGUCAUUCAUUCUGAACCACACUGAUUCAUCACAUCUGUUUUUGCCUUGCAGAAGCCGCCUGUGGUGUAGUGGCGUCUACUCCCUGUCUUGGUAUCGUCAAAGAGGUAUGGCUGAUGGAUAUCAAAGUAGCUGGCGAUGGCUGAUGGAUCAUGAUUAUGAAUGAAAUAGCCUACUUUAAACAAACGGCAGAAGUAUCAAAUUGAAAGGAAGGCAAAAAAGGUAGAAACUUGUGAACAGACUAUCUCUUUAGCUUUCUCUCUCUUCAAGUGUUGGAAAACGACAUGGAGACAUGCGGACAAGCCUUGCAGACCCAAACGGAGAAUCAAACACCCCAGACCUAUAGAAUUUUUUUGUCUCAAUAAUUGGAAGUGUUGUUCAAAUUAGGCGACAUUUGGCAUCAUGUGUUUGGCUUGUGGGUCUCGAUGGGAUGGACAGGACAGUUGCCGGUAAGUGAUAAGAAGUGAUUGAAGUAUCUAAGAAAUUAUCUUAUGAUCUGCUUUAAGUCUUUUUCCGGCAGAGCCUAUGGUCCCAUUUUCAUUGAUUCGAUGCUCCUAUAGGCUUUUUCUUUGCAUGGUCAAGUACAUAGAAUAGGCAAAUAUUUAUUGGAAAAAUUUAUGUAUCACCAUUCUUAUCCAGCUUCUUCUCCA
Cucurbita moschata (crookneck pumpkin) is the source of this 2608-nucleotide messenger RNA. RefSeq names its product serine/threonine-protein kinase D6PKL2-like. Gene Ontology annotation, biological process: protein phosphorylation. The record is from RefSeq and is a predicted model, not a curated record. Bases 186 to 1541 code for a protein of 451 amino acids. Gene Ontology annotation, cellular component: cytoplasm; nucleus; plasma membrane. The transcript has 3 exons. Gene Ontology annotation, molecular function: ATP binding; protein serine/threonine kinase activity. NCBI's taxonomy places the organism in Eukaryota, Viridiplantae, Streptophyta, Magnoliopsida, Cucurbitales, Cucurbitaceae.